AUGCCUUGCCGCCCUGCAAUUAGCUCGCACUCUCUCGGCCGCGCAUGGGUACACUCCAUGCCUUCGAAACUCGACCAAGCCGCCAAGCACGGCUUCGACAUUGAGCUCUUCUACGAAGACCUCGAGUACGUCGCCAAAUCUUACCCGGGCGGAGUCACUGCGACCAACCUUCUCCUCGCCGCUCAGACUGUCCGCUCGCUCUGCGUUGAACGCGGCAUUGCAAUCGUGUGUCUACAACCCUUCAUGCAUUACGAAGGCCUCCGAGAUCGUCAGUGCCAUGCCCAACGCGUCAAGGAGAUGCAUCUAUGGAUCCAAUUAGCACACGUGCUAAACACGCACAUCAUAUCCAUCCCCUCAAGCUUCCUGCCUGUGGACCAAGCGAGCGGUGACCUCAAACUCAUCAUCUCUGACUUGCGCAAAGUAGCGGAUUUGGGAGCGCCAGAAGGCAUCCAAUUCGCCUACGAAUCUCUAGCCUGGGGUACCUAUUCCGACACUUGGGAGCAAAGCUGGAAAAUAGUGCAACUAGUCGACCGACCAAACUUCGGCCUCUGCUUGGAUACGUUCAACAUGGCUGCGCGAAUAUACGCCGACCCUACCGCACCACACCGACGCACUCCAAACGCGGAGGCAGCGACCAAGGCAUCCGUAGACCGACUCGUGCGUACCGUGGACGUGAGCAAGAUCGUCUACGUGCAGGUAGUGGACGCCGAAUACCUUACUCAACCACUCAUCGAAGGGCACGAGUACUAUGAAGCAGGACAGCCGGCCCGGAUGAGCUGGUCACGGAACUGCAGGUUAUUCUAUGGAGAACAGGAGCGGGGCGCUUAUUUGCCAGUUAGGGCGAUCCUCAAAGCCAUUCUGGUCGAUCUGGGAUUCGAAGGCUGGGUGAGCGCGGAAAUGUUCAACCGCACCCUUGCUGAACCGAGUCCGGCGGUGCCAGGGGAGCAUGCUCGACGAGCGGCAGUAGCGUGGCAGAAAGUGGUCGUGGACUGUAAGCUCGAGUCCUGUGUUGCGCAGCGGCCAGAGCAGGCUUGCAUGGCAGUUGAGCGACGUGCUUUGCUGUAA
Baudoinia panamericana UAMH 10762 is the source of this 1065-nucleotide messenger RNA. RefSeq lists its product as uncharacterized. Lineage: Eukaryota; Fungi; Ascomycota; Dothideomycetes; Mycosphaerellales; Teratosphaeriaceae. The record is from RefSeq and is a predicted model, not a curated record. The coding region runs from base 1 to 1065 and encodes 354 amino acids. The transcript has a single exon.